AUGAGUCUGGGCUUGAUGGAAGAGGAGGACUUGGCCGAAUACUUCCGGCUACAGUAUGGGGAGCGGCUGCUUCAGCUGCUGCAGAAGUUCCCAAAUGUUGAGGAACAGUCAGAUUCUCCAUCCAUCCGGCUCCUGGAGAAGAAGAAAGAGGCCAAGAUCAUGCAGGAGGCCAUGGAGCAUAAGAAGGAGACAUUCCAGCGGAGAAUGGAGACUCUGAACUUGCGCUGGGAGGAACUGGGUAUUAAGGAAGAGCAACUGAAGGCCCAUAUCCAGAAGUUCGAGCAGUUCAUCCAGGAGAAUGACCAGAAACGGAUCCGAGCCCUAAAAAAAGCCAACAAAGAGCGGGAACUGAAACGGCAGCGCCUGCGGGAGCUGGCCAAGGCCAAGCAGGAGAUGACAGCCCUGAGGCUGGAGCACCAGAAGCUGAGCAUCAAGCUGCAGGACUACGCCAUCUUCAACAAGUACCUGGAGAAGGUGGUGGAGAACUCCGAGUUUGAAGAGAUCCACGAGGUGAUUGCCCGCUACAAGACCCUGGUGAGCAUGCACCAAGACCUCAUGCAGUCGGCCCAAGAAGGCCAGGAGAAGAUUGAACGUGCCAAGGCACGGCUGGCCCGCUACAUGGAAGAGAAGGAUGAUGAGAUCCUUCAGCACAACAAUGAGCUGGCAAGACUGCAGAUGCGCUUUGACCGGGCCCGCAGCGAUGUCAUCUUCUGGGAAUCGCGCUGGGCACACAUCCAGAACACGGCAGCCAAGAAGACCCUCCUGCUCGGCACCAUUAAGAUGGCGACGCUGAACCUCUUCCAGAUCGUGAGCAAGCAGCUGAAGGAAUCCACCCAGGUGUCCCUGGAGGACACACACAAACAACUAGACAUGAUCCAGCAGUUUAUACAAGACCUGUCAGACAUCUGGACAGAAGUAAAGAAGAAAGAACAACAGCAAGUCCGGGUGUAAGGAAGCAACAUGCUUCUAGAAUGUUCCAAGACACUUGAGAGGAAAGAGAGAGGAAAGAGAAGUUUCCUGAUGAGCCUGUGGUGCAGCCCCACCUCCACCCCACCCCCAGUCCUGCUUUGAAGACCAACUGCUUCCUGAUGGCAUACCUUGUUGCUCCACACCCCACCCCACCCCCGCCUCAGUCUGUCCCACCCCUAAAAGCAUUAAA
Molecule: messenger RNA, 1159 nt
Organism: Apodemus sylvaticus (European woodmouse)
Lineage: Eukaryota; Metazoa; Chordata; Mammalia; Rodentia; Muridae
Gene: Ccdc42
Product: coiled-coil domain containing 42
Exons: 7
Coding region: 1-951 (316 amino acids)
Biological process (GO): spermatid development
Source: RefSeq, a predicted model, not a curated record